AUGGCUGAUGCAUUACCAGGACAAGGAUGUCUUAUACAUGUAUCAUACGUCACGUUAUCUCCUACUCAGACAUCCAAGGCACUUGAAGGAAAUAAAGGUCUAUUGGAAAAACUCUUAAAACUUACCAGUAAUGAGACAUAUCCCAAGUAUGAAGACUACAUUUCUACGUGUCAAGGUAUGCUAAGGGUCCUGAACAAUGCUUUGGAAGCAAUAUUACCCAAAACAUCAGUGGAUACACCAACAACAUUAGAUAUAUAUACCAUAAUGACGGAUAUAUCCAGCAGACAGGAGUUAUCGGAGCCAAACGACGCUGAUCUGACGCCUACAGAAAGAGCAUUUAUUGCUUCACAGAUCGCUAUGAAUAAUGAACUUGAGGCGAAUAAAAAAAAUGACGAUGUUCAAAACGAGGUUCAAGUACUAUUGGAUAGUAUUUCCUACUUAGGCCACGUGCUUCAGAUGCUGAACAAUCGUAAACAGAUGCCUGUUUACGUUCAAAAUGGACACAUCAAUUCAACAGAAGACAAGAAACUGAUUGGGGAGCUGAUUAAGAAAGGGUUUCAAAUCAAUGAAGUAGAUUUAAGUUUUGUAGAAUCAAAUUCCCAGUCUACACAAGAGCAAGCCAUACAGGUAACAUUAUAUGACCACACACCAUUUUCGUGGGAUGAGGAGUCUAAGUUCAUAUCAUCUAAGACCGUUACUGUGUCAGUGGGAGAAGGCAAUACAACAAACUCAGCAAUACCAUCGAAAAUCAAACUUCAGAAUUCUGGUUUAGUACCAACAAGAAAAACUAUUAAAGUAGCCAUUCCAGUUGAUAAAAAUGAGAUCACUUCACAAAUGCUAGUGUACAAAAUGUACUGGAAGACACCUGCGGACAGCUUGAUAAUCAGUAUAAAUAGCCCAAUAAUCCAUCUCAAUCACACUAUUUACAUUCGGAAUACAGAACCUCCAACGGAAGACGAAUAUGACUGGAUGAAAGUUAUAGAAUCCAGCGACUGGUUAUCAACCAGCGAAAUUAAAGUAAUACUUGACGGUGGACUAUACACCGCCCCAACAAAUGUGUAUGUUGGAGUCUUUGUUCAAAAAGGUAUAUCUAUUUAA
This is a messenger RNA of Mytilus trossulus (common blue mussel), 1098 nucleotides long. RefSeq lists its product as uncharacterized. The coding region runs from base 1 to 1098 and encodes 365 amino acids. The transcript has 5 exons. The record is from RefSeq and is a predicted model, not a curated record. Lineage: Eukaryota; Metazoa; Mollusca; Bivalvia; Mytilida; Mytilidae.